Clunio marinus is the source of this 432-nucleotide messenger RNA. Lineage: Eukaryota; Metazoa; Arthropoda; Insecta; Diptera; Chironomidae. The record is from the annotation of a GenBank genome assembly.
AUGUCAAUCGACUUCCCCCCGUUCACCAUCAUGCACUUAAAACAAAAUAUGAAAAUUGAAAAAUUAGAAGAAACUCUAAUUAAAACCAAAUGGAAUGCUUUUGUUCAAGCAGGAAUGAGUGUUAUUGCCGGUGACGAUGACAAGUCGGAAACUGAAGAAAGUGACCUGUCAUUAUCAGCAUUGUCAGAGCAGUCAGAAUAUCUCGAAAAGCGUCAAUGGAGAAUAAAAAAAUCUUCUAUGAAUUUAAAUCUGAAAAAGUUCAUUAACAAUUUUCACGAAAAACAUGAUGAGGUAACAAACACGUUAGAAGCAGUGAUCAUAUGUGGAAUGUUGUUGGAAACAAAAAGCAUUCCCUUCGAUGUUCAAGUAUUUCCUUAUUGCGAUGAAAAUAAAAAGCUGGAAAAAGUGCGAUCCAAUCCAAUAUUACCAUAA